This is a messenger RNA of Musca vetustissima, 1528 nucleotides long. RefSeq names its product pre-mRNA splicing regulator USH1G (gene Sans). The record is from RefSeq and is a predicted model, not a curated record. The transcript has 5 exons. Lineage: Eukaryota; Metazoa; Arthropoda; Insecta; Diptera; Muscidae. Gene Ontology annotation, molecular function: protein binding. The coding region runs from base 8 to 1528 and encodes 506 amino acids.
AAUCAAAAUGUCAUCAGAACGUUUUCACAAAGCCGCCAAGGAUGGCCUGCUGGACGUCCUAAAAGAGGCAACACGCAAAGAUGCAAAUUCAAAGGAUGAUGAUUCGAUGACGCCAGUUUUAUGGGCAGCAUUCGAAGGACAUUUAGAAGCUUUACGUUUACUGUGUGGCAGAGGAGGUGAUCCCGACAAAUGUGAUCAGUUCGGUAAUACUGCCUUACAUUUGGCUGCUGCCAAGGGCCACUUGAGAUGUGUAGAUUUUCUGGUGAAAUUUGGUGUCAACAUUUAUGCCCUGGACAUCGAUAAGCAUAGCGCCAAAGAUUUAGCCGCCAUUAAUAAUCGAGAUGAGAUUCUGCGUUAUUUGGAUGCAGCCACGGCCAAUUUUGAGGCCAAUGAUAGAAAAAAAUCCAAAGCCAUGAAAGACGUGGCCGAAAAGAACUGCGAAAAACGCAUCAAAGAAUAUAUGAAACGGCAACAGAAACAGGAUCAGGAACAAAAGGAACCCAAGUCUCCAACAUCGGCCACAAAUGGAAAAUCUGGUAAAAUGUUAUCCACACUGAAGCAGAAAAUAUGGUCCAGUCAGGGCAAUUUACAUAAAAUUCCAAAAGAAACUUCUCCACCGGCAAGUAGUAGCGGUGUCAAAUUCAGUGAAUUGGUACAGACCGGAGGUAGUACAGCUGGUAGUAGUGGUGGUUCAGUGGCCAGUCGUAAGGGUAAUACAUUUUCCUCAAAAUCGAAAGCAUUUUCGGGUGGCGAUACCGGUUUUAAAAUUGGAGAAAUAGAACCGGAUGGACGCCGAACCAUUACAUCGCUGAGUGGUGUCCAAAGAGAUUCAGAGAUACUUUAUGUGGGUACCUUUAGUUCCAAUGAAGACAACUGCAAACGUGGCAAAAUCAAUGGCCUCUUUGAGACUGAAGAAGCUGGCAAUUCGGACAAUGAAUCGAAUAAUAACAAGUCCACAUAUGGUACACUGUCACGUUCCUUCUCACAACCCGAUAUUUUGGGUGAUAAUGAGACCAGCGAUACUCUACGACCGGAAAUACAAAUUCAAAGACCUUCGGGAUUAUUUGAUCGUCCCAUGCUGGGUAGUAUUGCAUUUAGACGUUCCGUAACAGCUGCCCUAAGUCAACUGAAUACCGAUGUCUAUAGUGGUUUGGAGGAGAAUACUAACACCACCCAACCCUCCACCAGAACUAGUUCGAUAUGUUCAAAAUCACGUUCUGCCAAGCAGAGAUCGUUUUUAAAUUUAACCGAUUCCGAUUCAGAUGGUGCAGAUGGUUUUAGUGAUGAUGAUGAUCAGGAUGUGGCGGGUGGGCCAAUACAACGAUUUCUUACCGUUUGGGGUUUGGAAGAAUAUUUACAUAUUUUCCAGAAACAGCAAAUCGAUUUGGAUACCCUGUUGCUGCUAACCGAGGCCGACCUUAAGUCUUUGGGAUUGCCAUUGGGUCCUUUCCGCAAAUUAAGCUUUGCUAUACAGGAACGUAAAAAUGCAUUGAGUAAUCCCGGUGCUAUACGCGAUUCUCAUCUCUAG